AUGAUCGAGGAUGCCGAUGGUAAUAGCCUUGGAAUGUUGAUCGACUGGGAAUUCACUGUAACUAUCACACCAGAGAAUACAUACACUAUCGGUGGAACAGGCACAAUUCUGUUCAUGUCAUGGCGGCUCCUGCAGCAAGUGAAAAAGAUCUUGGUCUCCGACACUGCAAAAAAAGGGGCGUCGUCAUCGUCACCUUUGGCAAUUGAAUUUAUCUGCAUCAAGUACAGCGGCCCUCUUGGCGUAGAAUGCCAUUUGAACCCUUCAAAAGCAUGGCUUCCACAUGCGUGGAGCAACUGGAAUAUUGGGGGAUGCUUUGAGAACAAGGUCGCGUUUUACACAGUGGGCGAGGGUGACGCUGCACUCCAAGCGCAGUUUGACGGCUACUUCAAGGAUCUUAUUCCACUUGCACUGGAGUGGAUGGACCUCCUGAGGCUCAAUUUUCCAGUUCAGAUCGGCAGUGUCGAUGGCCAGGUUCUCCACCGACCCAUUGAAUUUGAUGCACUGCUCAAGAUCCUGGACAAACAUAUCACUGAACUUCUUAAGGGCAAGCCUGAGCUGGCCCCUGAACGGUUGCUCCGCAAGAGGUUGGUAGAUAAGCAUAAGCAGGAUGUGCAUGCAUCAGGAGAGAUCAUGAAGCCCCAAAAGGACAAAGGCAAAUGCAAAGUUGUGGAAUCUGGUAUCCCAGCGCUCACUGGGCAAGGAAAGAAGGUGUGGACAGCAGAUGAAGUUGGUUUGGUGUCACUGCAGCUAUCUUCCGAUGUCAAUGCUCUCCCCAUUUGUCGUUCCGGUCGUCCUGGUGCAGGUACAGGAGGAAGGAAUGCUCAACUAGAGAAAGUUGGCGCAGCUCUGGUGGCCCCAACGUGGACAAGCCAACCUAAGGGCUCCACAACCCUUGGCCGUGGCAGCCAUCCACAGAAGCCUCCUCCACCGUAUAGCAUCUCAAAUGGUACGGGCACUACCGUCAUGAGUUCCUUACCCCCAGUACCACCUGUGAACAUCCCCACCCCUGGUCCGACCCCAUGUUUCCUCAUCCGCUCCAUUCCUCCUUCCCCAACAAUGCACAAAGUGCAUCUCAGCAGGAUUAGCCCUGCUACCUCCGCCCGACCCUGUUCCACUCUUCCGACACUACCCCUAUGCCCUUCAACCCCAUACCCCUUCCAUCCGACCCUAUCUGGGGUUCCGCUCCUCCGCCCUAUCAGUCUGCCCGAUCCUACUCCUACUCCCUCUGCUUUUCCGACCCACGCAGGUCCUUCAGUUCCACUCGUAUUCCCCCACCCAACUAUUAGUUCGUCCGACCGCCUCACCGGUCCACUCCUAGACUAG
Suillus paluster is the source of this 1323-nucleotide messenger RNA. RefSeq lists its product as uncharacterized. The coding region runs from base 1 to 1323 and encodes 440 amino acids. The record is from RefSeq and is a predicted model, not a curated record. The transcript has 7 exons. NCBI's taxonomy places the organism in Eukaryota, Fungi, Basidiomycota, Agaricomycetes, Boletales, Suillaceae.